UCGCCCCCGUACGUGCUCUCGGCUCCGACCUCUCCACACCUCUCACACCACUGGUGCCAUAUUUUUACCCCGGCUUCCCUAACGUUCAGAGACCGAGUGGUGUGAAAACUAUUGGUAAAAAUGUGGUUAACGCGAAUCAGCUGAUUGAUCGGUGUGAACAUUGUUGGAACAGCUGUUGUGAUCUGAGAGACUAUGUCAGCCUCACGCACUCACUCUUAAACACACUCCCCUACCCUCUGGUCUCGUACAUUUAUCCCCUCCACGAGCUAUCACACACGUUUUGUGAUGGUGGUUUAGAAAAUUUGCUGGUGUUUGUGUUGUGUGGAGUGCGUAUAUCGUCAUUUGAAGUGUAGCGUGUGCGUGACCCGAGUGUAAGCGUCGCUCCAGCACUCCUGGCCUUGUUUACUUGCGACGUAGUUCAACAACAAAGAUACUGCAGGAUGGAGAGUGAAAUAUAGUGGCUAUGUUCCGACUAGGGUUAGAAACUUUCUCCAAGAUGCCGUGGUACUUCCCGUGGUCGGAUGCCAUCAAGAAGAGGGCGAUUAGAUACCUCCUUCAGCGAUAUGUUGGACAAUUUCUGGAGGAGAAGCUCAGUCUGGAUCAGCUGACCGUCGACUUGUACAAUGGAACUGGAACUAUAAAGGAAUUAACAUUAGAUAUGGGUGCAUUAAAUGAAGUAGCUGACCAGCUCAAUCUUCCUCUCAGGUUCGUGGAUGGGUACAUUGGUGAGAUUUGUGUUUCCAUCCCAUGGCAUGCCUUGCUCUCUGAAAGUUGCUUUGUUGAAGUUUCAGGGCUGAUGGUGACUAUAGAACCAAAACAAAUGUCCGAGGACAUAUCUAUGGUGGACUCGAUGAUCGAGUCAAUGAACAUGACAACUUCCAUGCAAAUAGCUCAGGAGUGCCUUAAUCACCAUGAAGAAGAGAGUGAGAUGGAAGGUAUUACAGAUAAAGAUGCUAGUCAGAUAAUUGAGGGCAUUGAACAUUUUGCUCAGGCAAUAGAUACUGUACUUAAUAGAAUUAAGGUUAGAUUUCUUGACACAAUUAUCAGAUUAGAGCAUACUCCAAAAGGAAGUCAGUCUGGCGUUUCUUUAGAAGUAAGAAUUAGCAAGAUAGAUUACUUUGAUGAAGCUGGACUAGGGAAAACUACUCCAACUGAAACAGGUAAACCAGGAUAUGAACAACAAGCAUUUGCAUCGAAGAAGUUUCAUAUUGAAGGUUUAACUCUGUACACAGAUGAGUUCCCUGCAAAGUCUAAAGCAAAGUCGGCAAUAAAUCCUUCAUCGGAAUCAAAUUCAUCUCCAGAGUCAGGUUCUAAAGUCUCGGGCUCUGGAUCUGGUGAUUCUUUUAAGACUGCAGAAACAUCUCCUGCUGAAGAUAAAAAAUUUGAAUACAAUCAUGAGAAAACAGUUCGUAAGUUGAUCACCAAUUCUAGCAUUCCUAUGGAACCAAUUCUGUUUGCAAGAUUUACUGGGUCACAAGAAAUUAGCUUAAAAUUAAAACAAGCAGAUGUCAUGGGACCUAAAGUAGAUCUAAGAAUGGUCUGUGGAUCACUUAUCAUGUUUCUAUCUCCGAGGCAGAUUCAUUUACUCCUAGAGCUCUCAGAAGGUGUGGCAUCUCCAGACAAGUUGGAAUUGGAACCCAGUGUGCCUAGGAUGGUAGGGGGAAAGCAGAAACCUAUGGAUCCAAAUGAUUUCAGGAAAGUUGAAAAUGAGCUUCUCAGAGAGUUGAGAACACCACCUGUGUCCAGUCAUGCGCUGAAUCAACAUCAGGGUUGGUCAAAUGCUCCUCUAGAGGACAGUGAUGAUGAAUUUGUCCCCAUGGGUAGUGGCAGUGGAGGACUUGCGAAAAAUAUGUCGAGUAGUCAGCUGUCGGGUUGCUCGGAUAUGGAUAGCUCAUUCAGUUCGAACAUGUCUUGCAGCACAGUCAGGUCUACCUCUGCUAGCGUGUCGGCCACACCAUAUCGUUAUACAGGUGCUGGAGUGAUGAUGGGAGAUCAUUUUAUCAGCGGAUCAGGAAGAAAAAAGAGUGAGCAUAGUGGUAGCAGAUUAACACAUGAUCCUUCAGCAGCUGUAACUCAUUUUAGAGUGCAAAUUAGCAGUGUAGCAGCUGUGGUUCUCCAUGAAGAUGUUCUAACAACAUCUGUAGAAAACUCAAAUAUGGUGUCAAAGGCAUCAGUAGCUGAAAUGCAAGCAAAAUCUGAAGACUUUUUUACAAUUCUAGGUGUGCAUGGGUUAUUUGGCUAUAGUUUUAAUGCAUUUCAAGAAGCUAGGAAAAAAUUCAAUGAAGCCUGCCAAAUUAAUCAUCUAAGAUUUAUGGCAGCUCCAUUAACUGUGGAAGGAAAUGAGAAAAGCUCCACAAAUAAGUGGGAAAUGAGUGUAAAUAUGUCUUUAGGGUGUGCUGAAAUACUUGAGUGCCUUGUGGAUUCUUCAGUGUCUCCAGUAAAGAUAGAAUAUUCAGAUUUACUGUUGUUCACAGAAAAGAUUGAGGAACCAACAGAAGCUAUUUACAGUGGAGCCACUGAACCCAAACUUAAAGUAAGCAUUUCUCAGUCUCAAAAUAUGACUCCCACUGGCAGGACCCGGAGGAUCAGCAAACCUAAAUUAGAUAUUAAAGUUAAUCUGGGUGACUGUGUUUCAGAGAUUGACAUGUCUAUUGUAGAUCGUAUUAGUGCUCUAAUUAAUAGGCAAGAAGUGUGUACAAAGGCUGCUGAAGAAAUGUUUUCCCCAGAGCUUCCACCUAGUUAUUUAAACAAUCAAGCUUGCUUUAAGCAAACUCUUGAUGAUGCAACUUUGCAUCCAGAAACACGUGUCAAUAUUAAAGUUUCUUCAACAUCCUUAACUGUCAAACUUAGGUUUCCAAUACCUGAUUUAAGACCUACAUCUAAUAUGGACAGAGUGCCAUGGUGGAAGAGAAAUAUUAGAAAAGAUGUCUUGUCAUUGGUAUUACAAGAUUUUGAGUUUGUUACCAACCUAGAUCCUCACAUGCCUUACAGUAAUUUUGAGAUUCAAAGUGGUGAUAUACAUGCAUAUUUUCAAGAGCGAGAAGAAGAUGCUCCAAUUUCGCUGCUGCAAGCCUGCUCUAGUAAAGGUGCCGAAAGAGGGUUUGAUCUUCCUCGUGUUGUUGUAAUGGUUCAUCCGCUUCAGCCAUGGACGUCUCUGGAAGACGAAGCUCCUAGACAAGAAAGUAUCAUGACCAAAUCUAUGAUGGGAUUUUUAGAAGCAGUAACUGAAACAGAACCAAACCCAUUUAGCCGUAGAAAAGUUGCUACAAAGCAAGCUGGAGAUGAUGAUGUUGGAGAAAUUACUAUUCCUGCUGACAAGGAAGAAGUUCUAGAAUUUAUAGAAAAUAUACUUAAAAAUGUUCAGUUGCAUAUAGAUAUUCAUUUACCUAAUGCACAGUUACUAUUACCCUCAAAACAUAUAUAUGAAGUGGUGUAUAAUAGAUUAGUGUCAGACCUCUUGCUUUGGGAACCCUCGGCACCCAAACCAGCAAGUCAUAGCACUCGCAACCUGGGUGUUGCUCAUGGUGGGCUCGACUUGGCCUCAGUGUUUAUGAAUGAAAGUAUUUACCAAAGCACAACACAGUUUACUAUGUGUACUUCAGCAAAUGCAGCUGGAAGUGAUAGUGAAGAGGAAGGAGAUUCACAGUUCUUUUCAGUGUAUGAGCACAAAGCCAGGCAAAGACUUAAACAGCAGCAGCAGCAGCAGCAUCAGCAGCAGCAACAACAACAGCAUGAACCAAGCAAGAACAAGAAACAAACAACUGUGGCAUUUAAACUCUCAAUGGGUCAUGCUGUGGCCAGUGUACGAACCCCAUACAGAGAUGCCAAGAACAAUGUGCUCCCAGGACAGCAUGGGGAAGUAAUGCUAGUCAUUGAACAAGGAACAAUAUUUGCUACAACUGGUUACCAAGGAAGUCCAGACUUGGGAUACACUUGCAUCUGGGCUGACAAGGGGCAUAUAUAUCACAAAGCGGCCAAUAUUACUCCUGACCGUCCAGUAAUAUUAGAUCCCGAGUCUCCCCUCUCUACCUCUCGGUUAGACGCUAUACUUUACCCUAAUGAUGAUGGUGUUAUAACAAAGUUAGGUGCAGGAAUCAGCAAGAGUGAAGACUGCGAAGAUCAAAUCACCUUGGCAUUAAAAAUGGAUUUUGAUUUGACUCGGAACCUGAAAACUAUUAUUUUAGCUGGUUGCAUGAGAGGAGCUACUCUUCGUCAUUAUAUGUGUACAAGUCCGGAGAGUUGGGUCACACAACUUGGAGAUAUGUUUGAUGUUCAAGAUUAUCCUAUUGCAGGAUAUGUGCUUCCAGAUGUUGUCACAGAAAUGAACUUUCACCUAUGGGGCUGCGCUCUGGAUUAUCGUCCUCUACACCUGCCAUUAAGAGCAAUGUUAACUGUUGAUGCAUGCUCUAUUUCUAGUAAUUUAACAAUUUCCAGUGAUGCAAAUGUUUUACAUUUCAUUAUUGAAGAUGCAGCUCUAUUUUUAUCUGAUAAACUUUCUGUGCGUAACGUGGACUUAAAGAAAAACUACAUUUGUGUGGCUGAUUUAGGGGUCUUUGAGUUGUGUUUAAGAAUGGUGGAAGAUAUGAAAGAAAAGAAACCUAAAAUUGAUUUACUGGCAUCUAAUAAUAUGAUUCACAUUCGGACUUGUGCAGAUUCUUGCAAAGCAUUGCUGGAGCUCAUGAUUUAUCUGGCCAGUGAUGGAGACCUAACAAAAGAAGCAUCAUCGGUGCCUUCAACAGAAGCUGCUGCACCUACCAGCACUUACAAUACUAGUGCAACGUCGUCUCCCAUCAGUGAAUGUGCUACUAUGAAACCUGAAACUCAAGAGACUAUUUUCAACCCACGGAUGAGAGAAAGUGAUUCCCAGCAACUGGAGAUGGUUAGGGGUAUGAUGGACGAUGCCAUGAUUGAGUCGACACCUUCAACAUCUUCCUGUGAUGAAGAUGAUGAUGCUGAUCCGUCUCUGUAUUUGAAGAAAGGAGUUGAAGUGUUUUUCUUCCCAGAUGAUAACAUGAAGCAAACUGCAGUAACAGUGCCAACUGUUCAAAAAGAUACAUCAAAGAAAGACGAGGCAGCUAGUGAAACUGAAUUGACAGACACUGAAUAUGCCUUGAAAGAAGCACAGAAAGAACAACUGGAUAAUCCAUUUGAGGAAUAUAGCUCUGGUACUGAUGAAGAGUUUUGUAUUCUUGAUGACGCACCUGGCACAGGAAUAAAGUCUCCAUCUGGUGAACCUCAGGUGCGUAUCUUGACUCAGGAUCCUGUUAUCAUUAUUGACAACCACUUCACUGUUCCUCUUGGUAAAGUUGAUCAACUCAGGGCUCCUAAACACUUCCCUGCUGCAUCAAUGAAGUAUACUCUUCAAGAGUUAACAGUCGUGUGGCACAUGUAUGGUGGUUCUGAUUUUAAGAAACCAUCACAAGGUACACUUCUGCAGACGCGUCGUGUUACUAUCAGUGAUUCAAAUGGCAAUCCAGACUCUGUUUGUGGAAAUUAUCCAUCCAAAACAUCUUUACCUCAGAAGACUUAUAUAGCAACAGAACCCUCUGUAACAGUAAGAGCUAGUGAGGUUCAUUUUUCAAAUAGGCACGUAUCUCCUACAACUUUCAAGAAAUCUCCACCCCAUAGUCCGCACCAACAGUCUCGAAUGGUGUGGCAAGCAGUUGGAGGCCCAGGUCGGAAACAUGACACUCUUCUUGAAUUACAGUUGAGUAAGGUUCGUUUUCAGCACGAGAUUUAUCCUGAAACUGCUCAACAAGCAUCCCGCAAUGUUCUUCUCAUUUAUGAUGUAGAAAUAAAAGAUAAGCUUGCUUCUUCCAAGAUAAAUAAGUUCUUGUAUCAGUUUUCAUCAGAGACAUGUCCACGUCAAGCUCAUGCAAAUAUGGUUCAGGUGAAGGCUCUUACCACAAGACCUGAUGGACGGCAUGGACCUCAAGAAACUAGUCUCAAGAUCUCUUUGCAACCCAUUAGACUUCAUGUAGAUCAAGAUGCACUUCUUUUUUUAUUUCAGUUCUUUGAGGAGCUUCUUGCAUCUGACAAGGAGGGAGAAAGUGGAGAGGAAGAACGACCGCAAUCAUCUACUUUGGUGCAAGCUCCGAUAAUGACUGUAAAUAUUAAUCAGGCUGCUCAACUUAGUGUUACAGAUAAUCAACAACUCCUUGUUAACUUAGAAGAAAAAUCACCCGUAUCUGAUACAGAGGAAAAAAGUAGCAAGGCUGAUGAAAAUUCUCCAACGUACUUUAAAUCAUUUGUGUUCUCUCCUGAUGUGCCUAUAAAGAUUGAUUACCAUGGCAAGCAUGUAGAUAUUCAUUCUCAGUAUGGUUAUUUUAUAGGACUUAUAAUUGGAUUAGGACAACUUAAUCAGUCUGAAUUGACUUUAAAGAGUAUUGUUCAUAAAUCAGGUCUCCUGGGAAUGGACAAAUUGAUUCAGUACGUUACUAACGAAUGGGUGAAUGACAUUCGACGUAAUCAACUCCCAUCUGUUUUAGGGGGUGUUGGGCCAAUGCAUUCUGUUGGCAAAUUGGUUGGUGGUGUUAGAGACUUAUUCUUAUUGCCAAUUGAGCAGUAUCAGAAAGAUGGUAGACUAUUUCGUGGUAUUCAGCGUGGAACAUCAGCCUUUACGACUUCAUCAGCACAUGCUGCUCUUGAUUUAACAGGACGAUUUGUUGGAUUCAUUCAGUCAACUGCAGAGACAAUGUAUGACAUGGUAUCUUCUGGUCCCAGUGUUCAUCAUAGAUAUAGAUUACGUAGUGGUCACCCACAGGAUAUCCGUGAGGGAGUUACUACCGCAUAUGGAGUUGUUAGAGAUGGUAUUGGAGAGACAGCUUCAGCAAUUGUGCAAGCGGCUACACAGGAACAUCAACACAAAGGUGUAUCAGGAGCCAUCGGAGGAGUCCUUCGACAAAUACCACCCACUGUUAUGCAGCCAAUAAUCUUAGCAUCAGAAGCUGCUGGUACUGUGAUAGGAGGAAUGAAAAACCAGUUAGUGCCUGAUGCUCGUAAAGAAGCGGCUGACAAGUGGAAAGCAUAAGUGAAUAUAGUAAAAAUAAAUAUGAAGUGAUGGAUGUUCAUCUCCAACGCCCUUCACAUCAUUGGCAUUAACAGAAUAGGGUUUUAUCUAAUUGUACUGUAUUGUUAUUUCUGUGACUGCUGCACUGUGCCAGUUUGUAGUUUAUUAGUUUAUUUCUGCAAGACUUGCAAAUGGACAUUAUGGAAACAUGUAUUUUCAGGAUUCUUCUAAGUCGGAAACAUGCAGAUUGUGCCUCACUUUGUUACUGUAAAGUUGAUGUUUAUUUUAAUUUUAUGUUUGUGAUAAUGAGUAGUCUAUGUACCAAUGAGUGUUUUUUUAAGCAUAGUUUAGUUAAUUAAAAGUAAAUUGAUGACUGUUUUAUAUGCGUUUAUGAUUGUUGCACAUGUAUGAGUAUUGAUACUAUGGUCUCAACUUUUAUUUAUUUAUUAAUUACCAAGCCUGGUUAAAGUGCUAUAUAUAUAUACAGUAUAUAUAAUAUACAAUAUAUAUACACAAUAUAUAUAUAUAUAUAUAUAUAUAAUAUGGUACAUGUACAAUUUUUUAAUUUUAUGGCUUAAAUUUGAGCAUUCGGUAUUAGUUUUACCCCUACAAAAUUACUAUGUACUGUAUGUACAAAGAAUGCACAAGAUUACAUAAUCUGUUGCAAGACAAAAUGUAAUAUUCAGUACUAGAGGAAGUUAAGAAAUUGUAACAUCUUGCUGAAGAGGAGUGUUAAUCAAGAUUAAUGAGCUGCUGAUAAGAUUCUGCUAAUAUUUUACAAGACACAUUUGAAGUUUCUCCUGAAUUCGGGAAUGAGAAACUGCCUCUUCUAUUAUUGCAACAA
Procambarus clarkii (red swamp crayfish) is the source of this 7853-nucleotide messenger RNA. It is a transcript of the gene Atg2, whose product is annotated as Autophagy-related 2. NCBI's taxonomy places the organism in Eukaryota, Metazoa, Arthropoda, Malacostraca, Decapoda, Cambaridae. Gene Ontology annotation, biological process: reticulophagy; piecemeal microautophagy of the nucleus; autophagy of mitochondrion. The record is from RefSeq and is a predicted model, not a curated record. Gene Ontology annotation, molecular function: phosphatidylinositol-3-phosphate binding. Gene Ontology annotation, cellular component: phagophore assembly site.